AUGGAGAACCAAAUCUUUAAUUUUUGCCAAUUCACUCGUCCUUGCUCGUUCUCCCACGUUCUUGGGAACUUAUCUUCCCUUCUUGUUAUUGUUUGCUGUUCGAUGACCGAAAUUGAGUCGCAUCAACCGGCCUACACGAACGGGAAUUCCUCGUCCACCAACGGCGAUCACUACAAAAACGCUGACAGAAUUGGGGAUUUGCGUGGCUACGGAGCCCAAAACUCUCUACCGGACGCCCCAAUGGAAAACGAUUCUACAAAAGAAAAGAACUCAAACGGGAACUCAAAAAAUGCUGUUUUUGAUGAUGAUGACGAUAUUCCGUGGGGUCAACGAGUGAAAAAGGAAAAACAUAAAGAGCCGAAACCGGAACCUAUGGAUGAAGAUGAUGACUUUCCGCUAAAAUCCUCUAGUGAAAAGAAACGCGAGUCUUCGUCUAGCAAAAAGCCAAAAAUCGAAGAUGAUGACGACGAUGAUGUCCCUUUCAUUCAGAUUAUGGCCAAGGAUAAAGCUAAGAAGGAGAAAGAAGAUGAUGAUGUUCCCUUUGUCCAGAUUAUCGCCAAAGCUAAGAAAGAUAAGGAGAAGGAGAAAAAGGAUAAGGAGAAGUCGAAGGAGAAGGAGAAGCAAAAGCGGAAAAGAGGCGAGAGCGACAGUGAAGAGGAAUACAAGCCAGAGAAAAAGAAGGACAAGAAGAGCAAGUCCAAGUACGAGGAAUCCGACAGUGAAGAUGAUUACAAGAAGCCAAAGAAAGAAGUAAAGAAAGAAGUGAAAAAGGAAAUCAAGAAGGAGAACACAACGCCGGUAAAGAGAAAAAAGAAGGAAGAGGAGCAAGAAGAGGUCUGGGAAUGGUGGAAAGACGAGCCAAAAAGUGAUAACACGAUAAAGUGGAAGACUUUGCAACAUAAGGGUCCAAUUUUUGCUCCUCCGUAUGAACCACUCCCGUCACAUGUGAAAUUCUUCUAUGAUGGAAAGCCAAUGAAACUUGCACCCGCGUGUGAAGAGGUGGCCGGCUUUUACGCCCGGAUGAUCGAUCAUGAAUACGCGUCAAAAGAAGCUUUCAACAACAACUUCUGGAGGGAUUGGCGGAAGGUGAUGAAUGCCGAGGAACGGGAAAAGAUCACCGACCUCAAAAAGUGCAACUUUGCCCAAAUUGACGCCUUUUACAAGGAGCAAAGCGAGAAGCGCAAAGCCAUGACGAAGGAAGAAAAGGAAAAGAUUAAGGUGGAAAAGGAGGCUGAGACCAAGGUCUACGGUUUUGCUUUUAUCGAUGGACACAAGCAAAAAAUUGGCAAUUUCCGGAUUGAACCUCCAGGUCUCUUCCGCGGUCGUGGUGAGCACCCGAAUAUGGGAAAGUUGAAGCGACGAGUGCAGCCUGAAGACGUGAUCAUCAAUUGCUCAAAAGAUUCUGAGGCUCCCGAGCCACCAAAAGGGCACAAAUGGAAAGAAGUCCGCCAUGACAACAAAGUGACUUGGCUUUGCUCGUGGAGUGAAAAUGUGCUUGGGCUCAACAAAUACAUCAUGCUCAAUCCAAGCAGCAAGAUCAAGGGUGAAAAGGAUUAUGCCAAGUUCGAGACGGCCCGCAAGCUAAAGAAGCGAAUCAAUAACAUUCGAGAGGUUUAUCGAGGUGAUUGGAAGAGCAAAGAGAUGCGACUACGGCAACGAGCUGUUGCUUUGUAUUUCAUUGAUAAGCUUGCUCUUCGUGCUGGAAAUGAAAAGGAUACGGAGGAAGCUGCAGAUACAGUUGGUUGUUGCUCUCUUCGCUGUGAACACAUCAAACUCCAUGAGCAACUUGAUGGAAAAGAUUACGUUGUCGAGUUCGACUUCCUCGGUAAAGAUUCCAUUCGAUACUACAACAAAGUGCCUGUCGAGAAGCCGGUCUUCAAGAAUCUCAAGUUGUUCAUGGAGAAUAAAGAUGGAUCGGAUGACUUGUUCGACAGGCUUGAUACGAGCACUUUAAAUCAACACUUGUCGUCGUUGAUGGAUGGGUUGACUGUCAAGGUGUUCCGUACCUAUAACGCUUCAAUCACUUUGCAGGAGCAACUCGACAGGCUGACAAAUUCAAAUGACAAUGUGGCCCAGAAGAUGCUUUCGUACAAUCGCGCGAAUCGUCAAGUUGCCAUCCUUUGUAACCAUCAACGUGCGGUGCCGAAAACGCACGAGAAAAGCAUGGAGAAUCUGGAGAACAAGAUCAAAGACAAGAAGAAAGAGCUCAAACAGGCGAAGGCUGAUUUGGAGAGAGCUCGAGGAGCCGAGAAGGAGAAAGUAAAGAAACGCGUUGAUCGACUCAAAGAUCAAUACAAACGCCUCAAGAUUAAUCGCACUGAUAAGGAUGAAAACAAGCAGAUCGCUUUGGGCACUUCGAAAUUGAACUACUUGGAUCCGCGAAUCUCGGUGGCUUGGUGCAAGAAGCACGAAGUUCCCAUUGAAAAGGUUUUCAACAAGACGCAACGCGAAAAGUUCCGAUGGGCGCUCGACAUGGCCGACGAGGAGUACGUCUUC
Molecule: messenger RNA, 2496 nt
Organism: Mesorhabditis belari
Lineage: Eukaryota; Metazoa; Nematoda; Chromadorea; Rhabditida; Rhabditidae
Source: the annotation of a GenBank genome assembly